Tachysurus vachellii is the source of this 851-nucleotide messenger RNA. RefSeq lists its product as uncharacterized. The record is from RefSeq and is a predicted model, not a curated record. The coding region runs from base 193 to 537 and encodes 114 amino acids. NCBI's taxonomy places the organism in Eukaryota, Metazoa, Chordata, Actinopteri, Siluriformes, Bagridae. The transcript is spliced from 6 exons.
UUACAGGCGGUCAGGUAGCGGAUUGGGACGCGUCCCACCAGACUGCUGCUGCUGCGGCGGGUUUCACAUGCAGGACUCAGACGGCAGCUCGUUUUUGGUCAAAACGCGACUAUUUCCAGUGAAACACGGAGUUUUGCGUGAAGGUGUGCAGGACAGUACCAUGUUGGAGAGAGCGGGGGGAGUGAGGGAGUGAUGGGCUGCGCUUCGGCCAAGCAGUUGUCGUCCGUUCCUGGAGAUGAGGAGGAUCGGGACAAAGCCCACAGCAAUGGAGAUGCCUUCUCCUCAGACGAGUACAAACUAAAAGGGGUGGAGAAGGUGAAGUACAUGCAGGGGGAGGAGGAGCGGAUGAACACGCGCAACCAGGAGCACCUGGAGAAGAGCACAUUUUUGCACAAGGGCAAACACAAAGAGGUCGGAGGGAACACUAACAAAAUAAGCAUUCACUCGUCAGAGAGCCAGCAGGAGUUCUUCAGGAUGCUGGACGAGAAGAUCGAAAAGGGACGUGACUACUGUUCAUCAGAGGAGGAAGUGACAUAACCUGACACUGUAUUACCUGGUUUCCUCCUGGAGAUGAUCACUCCUCCUCCCCACGUCUCCUUUCCCCCUCCUCUGAGCGCCGAGCGAGUCCCGACCUCAACACUGAGCCCAGCGGCGACCCCUGCAGUCUACGGUCAGCGCUGCACCACACUAAGACAUCCGCAGGGGAGGAGAAACGGGGACGUGGGAUGGAUGUGUGUCGUCGUGGUUACAGUGCUCUUGCCUUACACGAAGCCUUUCUCUUGUGUUUCUCAACGUUUCUGAGAGCGAGAGACACAAACACAACACUGUCCUGGACCUUUUUUUUGUUUGUU